UGUAGUCGUAUCACACUGUGUAGAAGAAACAUCGCCAGAACAAACCACCGCCAACAUGACCCAAGUCAUCUCCAACUCGGGCCACGAUGAUAUGAUUCACGAUGCCGUGCUCGACUACUACGGCAGACGUCUUGCGACAUGUUCGUCCGACAAGACGAUCAAGAUCUUCGAGAUUGACGGCGACCAGCACCGCCUGACCGAGACCCUCAAGGGCCACGAGGGCGCGGUAUGGGCAGUGGCCUGGGCACAUCCCAAGUUCGGCACCAUCCUCGCGUCCUGCUCAUACGAUGGUCGCAUCUUGAUCUGGCGCGAGCAAAAUAGCCAGUGGCAGCGUAUCUACGACUUCACGCACCACACCGCGUCCGUAAACCUCGUCGCCUGGUCACCGCCAGAGACGGGAUGCCACCUGGCCGCAGCCAGCAGCGACGGCCAUGUCUCCGUCCUGACCUUCGAGAACAACGCAUUCACCCACGCCAUGUUCGAAGCUCAUGGCCUCGGCGUCAAUUCCAUCUCCUGGAGCCCCGCAAUCCUCCCCGCCCAGCUCACCAGCGCGCAGCCCCCUGGGCAGAACCCAGCUCCUGUGAAGAGAUUCGUAUCGGGAGGCUCAGAUAAUCUGGUCAAGAUCUGGUCAUUUAAUACCAAUAGCCAAGCCUAUGAGAACAUUGCGGAGCUGCAAGGACACCAAGAUUGGGUUAGGGAUGUUGCGUGGUCGCCCACACCACUAUCAAAAUCCUACAUUGCAAGUGCAUCGCAAGAUCACACUGUACGAAUAUGGACCCUGCCAGCGGGUGCUGACAUUGGAGAUGCCAAUGCAUGGAAGAGCGAGGUGCUGAAUCUGGAUGUGGUCGUCUGGCGGGUGAGCUGGAGUAUGGCUGGCAAUGUUCUUGCCGUCUCAUGUGGCAAUAACCAGGUCAGCCUGUGGAAGGAAAAGCUCAAGGGCGGCUGGGAAGUCGUCAAAACAAUUGAAGAUUAGGGCAAAUUCUUUUGCAUGUGGGCUGCAAAGAAAUGAAGCGUAUACGUAUGGUGAUGGCGAGGGGUCACAAGCGUCGGAAAAUCGCGGCAAUGUCAGGAAUUGGCAGCGCAUCCGCUCAGCGAGCACCUGAUCAAACUCACGGAGGUCCAGGCUCAGCGAUCAGGCGUUGCUGAUGCUGACCAGAUACCCAGAGACGUGCAUUGACCUGAUGCGAACGCCGUUCAAGCUCUGCGAUCGAGCCUGCUAUUCGUCUGAUGAGCUCAAUCAGGGACGAACACUCGGCGAUGACGAAAGCCAGGGUGUCUUGCACGCGAUGGAGGGUCUUAGCAGAGUAGAGACCCCUUGUGGCGGCAGCAACACUUGUGUCUAGGUCGGAAAGACAGGACUCUGUAACACGUUGAUGACAGCUACACCAUGUUUCCAAUUCCCCGUGUGUCAGGUCGUGCCUGCGACCACGACCAACUUCCGGCGCACAAGCUUUCCUAACGUGUUACAGUCAUCCCAAACAACCUUGCAUCUCCCCAAACAGUACCACUACAAGCAGGAUUGACCUGGAAGCUUUUUUUUCACCUAGAC
Messenger RNA from Sphaerulina musiva SO2202, 1549 nucleotides. RefSeq names its product nuclear pore complex subunit. The transcript is spliced from 3 exons. NCBI's taxonomy places the organism in Eukaryota, Fungi, Ascomycota, Dothideomycetes, Mycosphaerellales, Mycosphaerellaceae. Gene Ontology annotation, biological process: protein import into nucleus; positive regulation of TOR signaling; COPII-coated vesicle budding. The coding region runs from base 56 to 973 and encodes 305 amino acids. Gene Ontology annotation, cellular component: nuclear pore outer ring; COPII vesicle coat. Gene Ontology annotation, molecular function: protein binding; structural molecule activity. The record is from RefSeq and is a predicted model, not a curated record.